CUCCUCCUACCAACCUCGUCCUAUUGUGUGGCUGUAUUCUAGGUCGGCCCGUCGUCCCAACUCUGCCCCAGAACAAUGAGGCCUUCAUCCGUUAAAUAGUAUUACCCCGCAAUCCUCGCACCCAUGGUAGCUCCUGAAGCUCGGCAAAAGGCAAAAGAUGCGAGAUGACCGUCUGCAAGUUUUACCAACAAGGUAAUUGCAGGUUUGGCAACAACUGCAGAAACGAGCAUCCCGGCGCAAACGGCUCGGCCAGCGCAAACCCCUUCAGCGUCCUCUCCGGUGGUUCAAACAACAAUCGCGGAGGAUUUGGGCGACAGCAGACAGCACAGCCCAGCCAAUUCUCGUUGAGUAAGGAAACAAUACAAAAGGAUCUCGCAGAGGAGAGGCCAUCAUGGAUUCUGUCAGCAUACGGUCCUGGCCGCGAUGCCCCCGAGCAGCUGUGGGGCGGCUACCCCAUAGAACAAAGCUUCGAGGAGAUGAGGCUGCAUUACAUGAUGGGAGAGGCUUCUGGAAAUGCACAGGGCGCGCUGAACGAGAUACAAGGCCUCUGGGGUCAGGCGCAGUCCAAGAUACAGAGUGCGCUGGGAAACCUUGACGGAGCUAUCGACUUCAUCGUACAGUCCCAGAACAACCAUCCCAACCGCCACGACGUCUGUCAGACAAACUCGAUCCCUAGCACUGGCGAAUUUGCUGUCGGCAAGCGACCCGUUGGUAUCCAGCAGAGUCAACCUGCCAAUGCCUUCUCCUCCCCGUCAACAGCCGGAGCCUUCGGCCAGCCUUCGGCUCUUGGACAGGCUCCGAACCCCUUCAGCGCCGCCGCUGGUGGUGCCAACAGCUCCCCAUUCGGCCAGCCUGCUGCGCCAGCUCCGUCGUCAGGAUUCGGCCAGCCCUCGGCUCUGGGCAGCGGGGCCGGCGCGUUCGGUCGGCCGUCCGCUCUCGGCGGGGGAAGCGCCUUUGGUCAGCCUUCGGCCUUGGGUGGAGGCAGCACGUUCGGCGCGCCUUCAAGUCUUGGACAUAAACCAGCAAGCGGCUUCGGCCAACCCUCGGCACUGGGCCAGGCAGCGAACCCCUUCGGCACCCCUAGUUUCGGCCAACCUGCGCAGCCUCAACCUGCGGCCCCCAGCGGUUUUGGUCAGCCUUCACAGCUAGGCGCGAAGCCAAACCCCUUCGGCGGCGGCGGCGGCGUCUCUUCCAGCCCCUUCGGAGCGCUGGGCGGAGCAAGCGCCAACCCGAGUCCCUUCGCGGCUGCGUCAGGUAAUCCCUUCGGGCAGCCGGCGCCCCAAACAACCGCGCCAGAGGUGUCUAUGGAGCCAUCUGGUCCUUCGACAGCACCAAAUCCUUUCGCCCAGGCAGCUCAGCCAACCGCGGCACCCGCAAACCCAUUCGGCCAGCCGCAGCCUGCAGCAGCAAAUCCCUUCGCGCAGCCCGCCACCGCCCAGGUAAGCAAUGGCUUCGCAGCAGGACCCCAGAAGCCUGCGCCAGGGGCUCCUGGUGGGCCCAACAACCCCUACGGCCCCAACGCAACCAGGCAGCACCCGCCCUACGACAGCUACGCCAGGAAGGCAGGGACGGGAUACCUCGUGUCGUUCAAGGGCAAGCAGAUCACCUACAAGGAUGUGACCGAGAAGGGCGAGGCGCCCAAGCCGACGCCAGGCAUCCAGAACUUUGACGGCAGCUGGACCAAGAUUUGGUUCCCGGAUGGCCCUCCGCCGUACUACAAGGACACAGAGCCUGGUCGGGAGUACACUGACGCGGAGAAGGCGGCUUAUGAGCAAUUUGUGUCCACGGGCCGGUUCACUUUUGCGGGUGCUGGUGGAAGUGGGAUGCCCGAGGCCCCGCCGAUGAGGGAAUACUGCACGUGGGACCUAUGAGGUGAGGGGGAAGUAGGGCCAACAACAUGGGACUAUGGUAUGGUGGAUGCCACCGUCGACAGAGAGUCCCGAACAACAAAACAAGAGGAGUCUCAGCUUGAUGCGACAUAUGGCUGGUCGUCCGUUGUGGGGGCGUUAAACCAAGGGCGUUGGAAAACCCUCAGAUGCAUGCAUAAAAGGCACUGUGCUGGCAGCCGGCGUUUUGAAAAGAUGGAGCGACAAUCUCUCUCUGUGUGUGUUUGUGUGUGUGUGUGUUUUCACAUAUACGAGGCUGGUGGCGAAACAAAAGGAUAUUUGCAUGCAUCGAGGCCAAGACGUGGUGGUUUUGACGAGACCACUGUUCGUUUAGGUCUGGGGGAGGCGUUUUUAGAAAUGGCUGGCUUCUGUCGCCAUAACAUAGCAAUACGUACGUAAUUGAUCAAGACUACGGAUACCGUCGGGCUUCUCGUGGGACCAUCUAGUAUGACCUCUUCUGUGCCAUUUCUGCUUGAAGCCCGCAAAUGGCCAGCUCUGACCUGUGGCUUUCCCCGUGCAAGCCUCCGUGAAGGGCCAUUGGAGUGGCAGUAGGUUCGUCCCGGGUACUGCGCAUCUGCAUGUCUGUUGUCUUCUAGGCAGAUAAUAAUACUACAAGGCGUCCCUCGUCUUGACACAGGCAGUCACAGGCAGUCACGACUGCACAUGUUUUAUCACACACACACACACACAAACAACACAAGCAUCGGCGCACAAUAAUCUGAGGAACUGUCUGUUUUUGGU
Diaporthe batatas is the source of this 2627-nucleotide messenger RNA. RefSeq lists its product as uncharacterized. NCBI's taxonomy places the organism in Eukaryota, Fungi, Ascomycota, Sordariomycetes, Diaporthales, Diaporthaceae. Gene Ontology annotation, molecular function: metal ion binding. Bases 165 to 1871 code for a protein of 568 amino acids. The record is from RefSeq and is a predicted model, not a curated record. The transcript is spliced from 3 exons.